Messenger RNA from Chondrus crispus (carragheen), 531 nucleotides. RefSeq lists its product as hypothetical. Bases 1 to 531 code for a protein of 176 amino acids. The record is from RefSeq and is a predicted model, not a curated record. Lineage: Eukaryota; Rhodophyta; Florideophyceae; Gigartinales; Gigartinaceae. The transcript has a single exon.
AUGCAUUUAUUGCGUGGAGAAUGGCGCAAGGAGAACAUUUGCUUCAAACCGCGGAAGCCUUGUAGACCUUGGCCACUAUCUCACGCCUUAAAUAAUGUUCUGAGUCUUGCAGAUUUUGACAUUGACGUUUCACAAGAGUUGCUGCUGUAUGCGGACCAACUGGAAAAGGAGAAAAGUCGGCAAGAAGAGGACACUGAGGAAGUCACUGAUGCUGAGGCAGCUCGGCUUUUUGCCUUGGCACGAAAGCGUCGGGGAAAGCGGCUUAUAUUUUUUAACGCGCCGGACGGGAUUAAGUUACGUCUGCACGAUCACCCACAGAAACAAAGGCAGCUACCAGGGACACCGAAGUAUUGCUCCUUUUGUGGCAGCAGUGCAUCUAGGGCAAAGCGACAUAGAGAAAGCUUUAUGUGCACUGCCUGUGAUGCACAUAUUUGUACCAGAGUACACAAUGGGCAGCGUAAGAGCUGCUGGAGCAUCUGGCAUGAAUCAAAGAAGCAGAAGCCGAGGGAUGGAGGAGCCAGGUCUUUAUAG